Pseudo-nitzschia multistriata is the source of this 2333-nucleotide messenger RNA. NCBI's taxonomy places the organism in Eukaryota, Bacillariophyta, Bacillariophyceae, Bacillariales, Bacillariaceae. The record is from the annotation of a GenBank genome assembly.
CUUGCCCAUCAUUGGAUUUCGAUUUGGAACCCUUUUUGGCCAUCUAGGAACGAGAACGAGAUCGAGAACGAGAAUCGAUCCGUAAUCUCUGAAUUGCAUUCUUCCGUUAGUCGGUCCCAAGUUUGUUUCGGAGAGCGCAGCGAGACUAGCAUCUUUUUCGUGGCAGAAAUCGAAUCGAAUCGAAUUGCAUCGCAUCGCAUCGCAUCGCAUCGAAUCGACUAUACAUUCCAACCACAUACCACGCAACACCAAACAACGCAACGUUACGCGACGCAACGCACCAAUCACCAUGAGCAGCACUACCGCAAGCGGCGCCGACGCCUUCAAGAUCGGGAUUGCCUUUGUCAAGCAAUACUACAAAACACUGAGCUCCCAGCCGGACCUCCUGGAGAAGUUCUACUCCCAGGCCUCGGACGCCUACCUGAGCCACGGGGAGGGAUCCGAACCGACCAGACCCAUCCCCCCGGCGGGGACGGACCACAAGGCAACAAUCUGGGGCUGUUCCUCGGACGAGACCAUGCUCUUCGAGUUCGAGGACGGGGCCAUCGACGCCCAGCCCUCGGCCAACGAGGGGAUUCUGCUGGUGGUGACGGCCUCGGUCAUUUUUACGGUGCAGACCACGGGGGCGGAGCGCCGCAGGAAGUUCGUCCAGACCUUUUUCCUGGCCAAGACCGGCCGCGUCUUUGCCGUCCUCAACGACAUUCUCCGCUUCCUGGCCUCGGUGCCGGAGGAGGGACCGUCCGGGGAGCCGGUUGCCGGAGGGGCUUCUGCCUCCCCGGAGGCCGUCCCGGAGGCCCCGGUGUGUGCUCCGAAGGAGGUCCCGGAGAAGCCCGGAUCGGCCCUGGUCGUUGAGGAGAAGAAGUCCGAGGCCGCCGAGGAAAAGGCGGCUGCAGCCGAGGGUUCCGCGGGCGACAGCACGGGAGACGAGUCGAGCGCCCCCGGCGGGGGCGUCGAGGAGUCGAAGGAGGAGGCCCCGGACGAGGAGGAAGCCCCGAAGGCGGCACCCUCGGACGGAGGCAAGAAGCGCUCGUCCUCGAAGGAAGGAAAGGGAAAAAAGAACAAGGGUGGCAAGCAGCAGCAACAGCAGCAGCAAAAGCAACAACCAGCGGCCUCCAAGCCGACCCCCGGGUCCUGGGCCAGCCUGGUGGUGUCCGGGGGAAGCGCCCCCAACACCCCCAGCCGUGGCGCCGUCCAGGAAAAGAAGGCGGCGGCCGGUGCCACCGGCAAGGGAUCUUCCAAGCAACAACCCCUUCCUCCCUCGGACAAGAAGGAGGCCGGAAAGCCAAAAGAAAACGGAGAGUCUGCGGCAGGGGCAACCGAAGAAAAGGGCCCGGAGAAGGACAAAAGCAGCAGGACGCCGAACCCCAACGCCAACGCCAACACAAAACACAACGCGAACGCGGCCUCCGCGAAAGACCAAAAACCGAACAAGGUCAAGGACAACUCCACCGGCAAGGACCAGCGCACCAAGCGGGAUCCCGACAACACCCUGGUCAUCAAGAACCUCAGCGACAGCGUCAAGGAGCAGGACAUUAUCAACAUGUUCCAGCCCUUUGCCACCCUGACGAAAGCGAAAAUCGUGGGAACCAACGUCAACUACCACCGCAACCUGGCCUUUGUGGACUACGACUCCGUCGCCCCGGUCCUGGCCGCCCUCAAAAAGCACAAGGAAACCCCCUUUGAAUGGAACGGACGGGUCCUGGACGUCGACCAGAAAACACAGGAGCAACGGGCGAGGCGCAAGGCCGGAGGAAACAACCAAAACAGCAACAAUACCAACGGAUACAGGACCGCAGGAGGACGCGGCAGCGGUGGAGACAAAUUCAACAACAACAACAACAACAACAGCAACAACAACAGCAACAACAACAAAGCAGGCGGCAACGGCGGCGAUCGAAACGGGCGGCGACGAGGAAGCCGGGCCGGGCGAUAAGUCAUUCGUUCCUUCGUGAAUUCGAUUCGAUUCGAUUCAAUUCGGUUUGAUUCCUGCGAGCGAGAUGGAAGAAAGGAAUGAAAGAUAGAAACGAGCGAGCGAGCGAACGAACGACAAUUACUAUUACCGCUAGAUGAUUAAAACACUACUUGAAACCACUAACAAAAUACAAAAUAAAGAAAACACAUACCGCAAAACAGAGAAAGGAACCACAAAGACCAAAAUUUUUUUUCUCUGUAGGAUGGAUGUGGGAAGGAUCAGACCGGAAUCGGACGACGAGCUUCACUGCCAUGGAUUCUUCUCUCUCUUGGUGACGCUUUGCCGCACGGUAACAUAUGCUAGCAACAACCUUUUGUUCUAUCCAAGACUGUUGUACUAGUAAGAAAUGCUUUCUGAGAGA